GCUCUCCGCGGGAGCGCGGCCCGCGGUGGCUGCCUGGCGUUCGCUCGCUGCGCGCGGGAGGCCGGGCCGGGCCGGGCGGGGAGAGGGGCUUGGGGUUGCCCCCUGGCGGCUCCGACGGGUCCCCGCCUCCCCUCCCCGCGCCGCCCGAUCGCGGCCCUCUUCGGCUCCUCCUCUUCCCCUCCGUGGCCGCCCCGCCCUCGACUGCAAACCCAAACACUCCUCGCUCCUGCUGCGCGGGCGGCGCGUGAUUGCUCGGCUGCCGCAGCCGUUCUGCUGCCGUCGCCGUCGCCGCCGCGCGCCCGGCCCAAUCCGGCCGCGCGAUGCUGCUGCUGGCCGCCGCCUUCCUUGUGGCCUUUGUGCUGCUGCUCUACAUGGUGUCUCCGCUCAUCAGCCCCAAGCCCCUCGCCCUGCCCGGGGCGCACGUAGUGGUUACAGGAGGUUCCAGUGGCAUUGGAAAAUGCAUUGCUAUUGAGUGUUACAAACAAGGGGCAUUUAUUACUCUGGUUGCACGAAAUGAGGAGAAGCUGCUUCAGGCAAAGAAAGAAAUUGAAAAGUACUCCAUUAAUGACAAACAGGUGGUGCUUUGUAUCUCCGUUGAUGUAUCUGAAGAUUAUAACCAAGUAGAAAAUGUUAUAAAACAGGCACAGGAGAAACUGGGUCCAGUGGACAUGCUUGUCAACUGUGCAGGUCUGGCAUUGGCAGGAAAAUUUGAAGAUCUUGAAGUUAGUACUUUUGAAAAAUUAAUGAACGUCAAUUUCCUGGGUAGUGUGUACCCAAGUCGAGCUGUGAUCACUACCAUGAUGGAGCGACGGGUGGGCAGGAUUGUGUUUGUAUCCUCCCAGGCAGGACAGCUGGGAUUAUUCGGAUACACGGCCUACUCUUCAUCAAAGUUUGCCAUAAGGGGAUUGGCAGAAGCUUUGCAGAUGGAGGUGAAGCCGUACAACGUCUACGUCACAGUGGCCUACCCGCCAGACACGGACACCCCUGGGCUUGCCAUGGAAAACAAAACAAAGCCUUUGGAGACUCGACUUAUUUCAGAGACCACAAGUAUUUGCAAACCAGAACAGGUGGCCAAACAAAUUGUUAAAGAUGCCAUACAAGGAAAUUUUAACAGUUCCAUUGGCUCAGAUGGAUACAUGCUCUCAUCACUGACCUGUGGGAUGGCUCCAGUAACUUCCAUCACUGAAGGACUCCAGCAAGUGGUCACUAUGGGCCUUUUCCGAACUAUUGCUUUGUUUUACCUUGGAAGUUUUGAUGGCAUAGUUCGUCGCUGCAUGACGCAGAGAGUGAAAUCGGAAAUUGCAGACAAAACUGCCUAAUUCUUACCCCUUGAGUGUGUGUGGGGAACUGUUUCCAAAUAAUUCAAACAGCUUGCUGCUACAUGGGACCCAAGUUUUAGACUACAGAUACUUGUCUUGUUUUUGAAUAUAUAAGAUUGGACCAGUGCUCUUCCUAAAUCUGGCUACCAGCAAAGAAAUAGAAGUCCAGCUUCAGACCACAUCAUUAACACUAUGCAAAUAUGGAAUAGGAGAGCUUUGAGAUGGAGCAGUAGCAGUGUGAGAGAAUUAACAGUGUGCCAACAGGGUAAGGAUUGGAAUUCUAGAAUAACAAGCAGAAUUUUUUUCUAUUUAUUCGUUUUCCCCUUUAUAAAGAUAAAAUCCAGAUAAUGUACUUCAUGGUACAAAAGAAGUCUUGAGAGUUUUUUUAAACUUUCCAUGAAAGGCAGUUCAUGGAUUUCUGGGGUUGGUUUUUCUUCUUAACUUGGUGUAUUUUACUCAAGAUGAGCUGUGUGCAUUGCCAGUGAGUCUGGAUGCCCUGCGUCAUGCUUGCUGUGCUGCUGGUGGAACCUCUCUCUCUUUGAUCCCACAAAGCUGCAAGGGGGAUGGGAGAGAAUAGUGCAGAAGGUGAGAUCAGUCUUUUCCGGUAGGGAAGCAGUGCUUUCUUGUCUUCUUUUAAUCGAAGCUUAGGACUUUUCAGUUUUUAUUCAUGGAGAAAGACAGCCUCCUUAGUAAAAUCUUAGAUGCUUACAGAAGUUUACAGUUUCCUCAAUAGCCAUGAUAAACUGAAGCUCACGUGUUCCAUGUUAGUGUCUGUCCUUCCCUUUCUCCUCUGUCCCACUUUGCUUAUUCUGCUGUAAUAUUUUUGUAAAAGAAGAAUGACCAGCUAAGAUUUUUGACUUGACUUUUUAAAUUAAGUCAUCAAGUCAUUAAACAAUAAAUAAAAAGUGUAACAUUCUUAACCUAGUAGCAUAUAUGUAGCUUUUAGAAAAGGCUUAUGAUUGUAUGUUUAAAUCUUACUCACUAAGAAAAGAGAUGGAUAAUUUUGAAGAUACUCAUUUUUUUGAAAUAAAAUGAUCACCCAUUUUUCUAUGAUUCCCCCUGACCUGAGAACAGUAUCUUCCUGCCACUGUUACCACUCAUUUCUUCGUGCAGCCCUAGAAAUCUCCCUGGCCCUGUGAAGCCGUAUUUGGGUUGCAGGACCUGCUCAUUUUUUGGAUUUCUACAUCAAGUGCCUAUUCCCAUCCUGGUCCUCUUCCUGUGGCAUCCUGUUUGUCAGGACAUCUUGAUGCCCAUCCCCUCAUCCCUGCACAUACAAUAGUGCAUUCUAGUUCCCUUGGAUGGGAAAAAUCUUCUACUUUUCAAGAAGAAAUUUUUUUGUUGUUAAAGAAAAAGUAACCUAGAAAUUAUAUCCGGGCCUUUUUUUUUUGAGCUUUUGAAGUUUUUUUGACUUUGAAAGUGACUUCACUUUUAAAUAAUAAUAUGUUUAAUAGCUCCAUGGUAUUGAGAUCUGCAAAUGGCAAAUUUAGUCACUAACAAAUACAGAAUAAGUUACUAUUUAAUAUAUAAAUUUCUUUGUAUAAACUUGAUUACACUUUGCAGGAGUUUGUUGAUGCCAGAAUGAGUUCAUGCAUCAUUCAGUUUUUAUAGCCAAAGUUUGCAGUCUUUGUGGAGUUAUUCUGUGCAGCUGCUAAAAAGGUAUAAUGUAUUUUCCUAAAUUAUAUUAAUAUUUAUACAUUUCUCAGUUUUACUCUUUUCUUAUGAGUGCUUUUUGAAUGUUGAUAUCCUCUGCUGAUCUAUAUUAAAAUCUAGCCUAAGGUGGUGUUGGAUUUAAUAAAAUUAAUGACUUAGCAAUAGUUAUUACAGUAUUUUUUUCAAAUUAUUGUCAGAGAGAGUAUUUUACUCAGGUACUCUACUGUUGAACAAAUUUAAGAACCCCUUUCUGUGGUGGGAAAUACUGUCCCUAAUCUCGUGUAAGUCAGGCACAAGAGGAGGUUUGCAGAGGUCAUAAUGGAAUGGAAUAAACUUUGUCAGAGAUGUUAAAGGUCCACAUUCCCUUACCCCAGAAACUCUAGAACUAAGUUUGCUUAUUUUUCUAAAUUUGAUGCUAUAAUUCACUAUCAAAACUUGAACUGGUGUGUGGUUAUUGUUUAUUUGUGCCACUUCAUGUGCCUGUUUGAAAUAUCAACAGGUUUGAUUUUAUAGUUAGUGCCAAACUUCAAGGAGGCAUUUUGUGAUAUCCAUUAUAUGCUUCCGUGGCACCUUUUUCAAAUCCAACAAAUUAUGAAUUUGGAAAAACAUCUGGCCCAGAGGGUUUUGGAGAGAGAAUUGUAGUCAGACAGCAUCCCACAAUAUUCUGAAUCCAUCCAAAACAUGAAAAUAUUACAAAGAACAUUCAAUUUUUAUAUCCCUUUUGGCUUGAUUCUUGUACAACUUGUUUUUCUGUUGAGGGGAAGAAAAGGAAGAGGAAAAAGAAGACAACCUUUAAUCCAACUGUUAGGGAAACUAUUGACCUUUUUUAAAGAAUUAAAUCACACUGAUUUAAUAGUUACUGUGGAUGAAUCUUACCUAUGGCUAUAGUUUUUAAAAUUCUCCUUCUUGGUGCUGGUGUUUGAACCCAGUGCCAUGUGCAUGCUAAGCCUGAGUUCUACUGCUGAGCAUCGUUGCCUCCCAGCCCUAGAAAUUUAAUUGCAAUCCUGUUGGACUGUUGACUAUGUGAUCACCAACAACUUACAUAAAUUUCAGUUCUCAAGCACCUGCUCUGAUGGUUUGGUUUACUAUUUUAUUGUAAUGAGUAUAUUUUCUUAUAAGUUAAAUUACAUUUACUUAUAAAUUAACAUCAUUCAGUCAUAUAAAUUCAAAAAUAUGUUCCAAGGCAUUUCAUAAUUGAAAAAUGUAUAGAAAACAGUCCUUAGUUCUAUUUUCAAAAACAAAAAUCAUGGGCCAGGGAUGUAGCUUAGUGGUAGAGUGCUCGCACAUCACUAUAAAAAAAGAAAAAAAUUAGGAAAAUUAUUCAUUCUGUAUUUUUAACAUAAUUUGCACGGUUAAAAAGACUAUUUAAAAUGUUGUUCCAGUGGUCUUUUUACGCUAAUAUUUAUAUAUAUCUAGUUAAAAAUAUUUAUCUGGAUCUGUAAAAACCAUGUGUUAUUGAUUCCCACAAAUGAAACUUCAAGAGAGUAUUUCUGAUAUUUAGAUGGUGAAAGCAUUUUGGUAAUAUUGAAUUUCUUUCAAUUCAAAGAAUUGUAUGUUUUUCUCUUUCUGGAAGAAGGCAAUACCACAAUUUUUUUCUGAAUUAUGUCGUCAGGUUUAAUUUUAUUAUAUCAUGUUUUAAUUUAAACAUUAGUAUUACUCAGUUGAAGCCACUUUUAAGUGUUUGUUUUUUGAUGUAAGAUAAUUUGUGUGUUAUUUCCUUAAGUUUUCAGUAGAUUGGUUUUAAAAGUAACAACUAACCAUAACUUUCCAAUUCAGGACUGGAUCUUGCUAUUGAGUUAUAGUUUGUGGUAGUUGUGGAUUUGAUAUUUUGAAGAAAUAAUUGCUGUUAUAUUUUACACUUGGCCUGAAAUGAGAACUCUAAAAAUGUUUUUAAAUUGAAAAACAAUACAUGGCUAUUUUGAUACAUGUUAGAACUUGUAUUUGCUAUGUUAGAAGCUUUUGUGGCAGAAUUGUAACCUAAUUUUCAUAUCUUGUAUUUCUGAAUCACAACAAAAAAUAAAUGGGGAACAAGCUUUACAGAUCUAAGAA
Cavia porcellus (domestic guinea pig) is the source of this 5018-nucleotide messenger RNA. It is a transcript of the gene Kdsr, whose product is annotated as 3-ketodihydrosphingosine reductase. Gene Ontology annotation, molecular function: 3-dehydrosphinganine reductase activity. Gene Ontology annotation, biological process: sphingolipid biosynthetic process. The transcript is spliced from 10 exons. The record is from RefSeq and is a predicted model, not a curated record. The coding region runs from base 321 to 1319 and encodes 332 amino acids. NCBI's taxonomy places the organism in Eukaryota, Metazoa, Chordata, Mammalia, Rodentia, Caviidae. Gene Ontology annotation, cellular component: endoplasmic reticulum membrane.